Molecule: messenger RNA, 1143 nt
Organism: Clupea harengus (Atlantic herring)
Lineage: Eukaryota; Metazoa; Chordata; Actinopteri; Clupeiformes; Clupeidae
Product: gap junction delta-2 protein
Biological process (GO): cell-cell signaling
Cellular component (GO): connexin complex
Molecular function (GO): gap junction channel activity
Source: RefSeq, a predicted model, not a curated record
AUGGGAGACUGGUCUAUUCUCGGCCGCUUCCUCACAGAGGUGCAGAACCACUCCACCGUCAUCGGCAAGAUCUGGCUGACGAUGCUGCUGAUCUUCCGCAUCCUGCUGGUGACGCUGGUGGGCGACGCCGUCUACAGCGACGAGCAGUCCAAGUUCACCUGCAACACCCUGCAGCCCGGCUGCAACAACGUCUGCUACGACACCUUCGCCCCCGUCUCACACCUGCGCUUCUGGGUCUUCCAGAUCGUGCUCGUGUCCACGCCGUCCAUCUUCUACAUCGUCUACGUGCUGCACAAGAUCGCCAAAGACGAGAAGCUGGAGCUGGAGACGGUGCACGUGCAGAACAAGCGCCCCCUCGGUGAUUACCUGGGCCGGCUGGAGAGAGAGAGGGACAGGGAGAGGGAGAGAGGGGAGACCUAUGGCAAGAGCCCAGGGCUGCCCUACGGGGGUCCACACUACGAGGAAGAGUGGGCUCCCCAUGAGGAGGAGUGUGUUGAGCGAAUUCUCCUCGAGGACGACUACGGGGAGGUGGGGAAGGACCCCACGGAGCUCUCCAGCAAGGUCCUGCUCAUCUACAUCGUCCACGUGGUGCUGCGGUCCAUCAUGGAGAUCACCUUCCUGGUGGGCCAGUACUACCUGUUCGGCUUCGAGGUGCCGCACCUGUUCCGCUGCGAGACCUACCCGUGCCCGACGCGCACGGACUGCUUCGUGUCGCGCGCCACCGAGAAGACCAUCUUCCUCAACUUCAUGUUCAGCAUCAGCCUGGGCUGCUUCCUGCUCAACAUCGUGGAGCUGCACUACCUGGGCUGGGUGUACAUCUUCCGCGUGCUCUGCUCCGCCUGCUCCGUGUGCUGCCGGCCGGAGAGGGACCCCGUGGAGCACAUGGGCCUCUACGCCGACCACAACCCGCUGCUGCUGCAGCUGGAGCACUCCCUGCGGGGCCGCCUCAUCCUGCAGACGCCCACGCCCAUCGCCCAGGAGAAGGCCGGCGGCGGACUGCUCACCCACGCGCCCGCCAUCUCCUUCGAGACGGACUCCACGGUGGAGUGCACGUCCAAGCGGAGCGCCGAGGAGAUGGAGCGCAUGAGGGCCAAACUGACCAACAUGGCCUUGCUGGGCCGUACCAAGAAGUCCUGGCUAUGA